GGCCCGGAUCCGGAUCUGGCUGUGGCUUGCGGCUCGGGAGUGGGAACGCGGUAGAGAUGGCCACGGGGACAGACCAGGUGGUGGGACUCGGCCUCGUCGUCGUUAGCCUGAUCAUCUUCACCUACUACACGGCCUGGGUGAUUCUCUUGCCAUUCAUCGAUAGCCAGCAUGUCAUCCACAAGUACUUCCUGCCCCGAGCCUAUGCUGUCACCAUCCCCCUGGCCGUCGGCCUCCUGCUGCUCCUGUUUGUGGGAAUGUUCAUCACCUACGUGAUGCUGAAGAACCGGAAGGUGACCAAAAAGGCUCAGUGAAGGCCCAGCGGGGCUGAGGCUGCCGGCCCUUCUUGUGCCUCCCCUCCAGAGGUGGGAGUGCGUAGGACCCAUCCAGGCACAGCAGCCCCCUCCAGCCUGGCCCCCGUGGGGUGGAGCUGUUCCAGACCUACCACACAGGCCUGCUCCUUCCCAGCCCAGCAUUCCAGAAGCCAGGAGGGAGGAUUACCUGGAAGCCUCCCCCUUACCCUUUCUGGCUCAGAGCCUGAAAGAUGGUGGUCAUCCCCACCCACCUCACCUUCAUGCUCCCUGUCGCCUUCUCCCCUGGGUUCUACCCUCUUGUUUCAGUUUCCCUCCUGUUACCUGCUGAUGUUGGACUUGGUAGGUUCUCAGGUAGCACAUGACCUUUCCCCACAGGUCCUGCUCCUCCUCGGGGGUGGCUUUCCCAGGUCUGACAUAGCCCCAGGCCCUGCAGGGACUUUUGGACCUAGAAUGCAUAAGGGGAGGACUGACAGGCUCUGGGGUUACCACCAGCCCUCAGGGUCCAUUAGGGCGGCCACAGUGGGCCCCCAGACCAACUGCUUCUCAGAGAGGCCUCGCCCCGCCAGCCCCGGCGCCGGCCAGCUGGGGAGAGCUGAGCAAUAAACGCUGGUGAUGUGUU
Messenger RNA from Neogale vison (American mink), 930 nucleotides. It is a transcript of the gene DPM2, whose product is annotated as dolichyl-phosphate mannosyltransferase subunit 2, regulatory. Gene Ontology annotation, cellular component: endoplasmic reticulum membrane; dolichol-phosphate-mannose synthase complex. The transcript is spliced from 4 exons. The record is from RefSeq and is a predicted model, not a curated record. Gene Ontology annotation, molecular function: enzyme regulator activity. Lineage: Eukaryota; Metazoa; Chordata; Mammalia; Carnivora; Mustelidae. Bases 57 to 311 code for a protein of 84 amino acids. Gene Ontology annotation, biological process: GPI anchor biosynthetic process.